CCACAGUCUCAGUGUGGCGCAGUCUGCUGUUCUCUGAAGACGCACGCUCGCUCUCUGCUCCUCUCUCUCUCUCGCUCUCUUGCUCUCUCCCUCUCUCUCUCUCGCUCAGAAGCUCAGAACUGCACUGACAGGAUGAAGCUGUUGGUCCUGGCGGCUGCCCUGCUGGCCGUAGCCAGCGCCGCCACCAUAUCCCUGGAGGACCUGGAGUUCCACGCCUGGAAACUCAAAUUCGAGAAGAUCUACGGCUCGUCUGAAGAGGAGGCCCAGCGUAAACUCACCUGGCUCUCCAACCGCAAGCUCGUCAUCGUGCACAACAUGCUGGCCGAUCAGGGUAUCAAGUCCUACCGGCUCGGCAUGACCUAUUUCGCCGAUAUGGACAACCAGGAGUACCGGAACGCGGUCUUCCGCGGCUGCCUGGGUUCCUUCAACACCACCAUGGCUGGCCGCAGCGGCAGUACGUUCCUCCGGCAGGCAGGGGGCGCCGAUCCCCCCUCGGAGGUGGACUGGAGGCAGAAGGGCUACGUCACCGACGUCAAGGACCAGAAGCAGUGCGGUUCCUGCUGGGCCUUCAGCACGACGGGCUCCCUGGAGGGGCAGAACUUCCGUAAGACGCAGAAGCUGGUGUCGCUCAGCGAGCAGCAGCUGGUGGACUGCUCCGGGGACUUUGGCAACGAGGGGUGCGGGGGUGGGCUGAUGGACUGGGCCUUCAAGUACAUCAUUGCCAACGGGGGCAUCGACACUGAGGAGUCCUACCCCUACGAGGCCACGGACGGAAAGUGCCGCUUCAAGCCCGACAGCAUCGGCGCCACCUGCACCGGGUACGUGGACGUAAGCCCCAUGGACGAGGGGGCCUUGCAGGAGGCCGUGGCCACGAUCGGACCCGUGUCCGUCGCCAUCGACGCCGGGCACUUCUCCUUCCAGCUCUACACGUCCGGCAUCUACGACGAACCCGAGUGUAGCAGCACAGACCUGGAUCACGGCGUGCUGGCGGUGGGGUACGGCACGGACAAAGGGCAGGACUACUGGCUGGUGAAGAACAGCUGGGGCCUUGACUGGGGUGACGAGGGGUACAUCAAGAUGUCCAGGAACAAGAACAACCAGUGUGGCAUCGCCACGGCAGCCAGCUACCCUCUGGUGUGAGGGCGGGAGCAGAA
Molecule: messenger RNA, 1154 nt
Organism: Anguilla anguilla (European eel)
Lineage: Eukaryota; Metazoa; Chordata; Actinopteri; Anguilliformes; Anguillidae
Gene: ctsl.1
Product: cathepsin L.1
Exons: 8
Coding region: 133-1140 (335 amino acids)
Biological process (GO): immune response
Cellular component (GO): lysosome
Molecular function (GO): cysteine-type endopeptidase activity
Source: RefSeq, a predicted model, not a curated record